This is a messenger RNA of Carlito syrichta (Philippine tarsier), 2613 nucleotides long. RefSeq names its product dynein regulatory complex subunit 1 (gene DRC1). The transcript has 17 exons. The coding region runs from base 1 to 2454 and encodes 817 amino acids. Lineage: Eukaryota; Metazoa; Chordata; Mammalia; Primates; Tarsiidae. Gene Ontology annotation, biological process: axonemal dynein complex assembly; regulation of cilium movement; cilium-dependent cell motility. The record is from RefSeq and is a predicted model, not a curated record. Gene Ontology annotation, cellular component: axoneme; axonemal dynein complex.
AUGCAACAGAUUAAAAGGGCCAAUAAACCGUUUACCAAUGAUUGCAUAUUUCUAAAGAAAACUUUGAGCUUCUCAGUUAUAUUAGAGAAGCCUUUGUUGUUUAAUCGACUUAACUCCAUUGAUUCUCCAGAAAAUGAAACCGUUGAUAGUUUUUCUCAUGAAGAGGAGCCAGUGGUGGCUGGGGAAGACCUCCCUUCUCCCAGUCCUCAAGAACCCGAUGCUCCAUCUGUGCAGUCCGAGGAAGUCUCAGCCAGAGAUUUCCUGCAGAGACUGGACUUGCAGAUUAAGUUGUCAACACAGGCAGCCAAGAAACUAAAAGAAGAGAGCAGAGAUGAAGAAAGUCCCUGUGCAACUUCCCUCUAUUACAGGGAAACCCUUCAAGAAUAUUUAGAUGGGAAAAAGGAGAGUGAGGAAGUUCAAAGCAAGAGCUGCAAACAGAAAGAAGAAAGCAGAUUGAAAUUGGCUAAGCUUCUGCUCUGCGGCACUGAGUUGGUGACAAAUAUCCAGGUGGCUACAGAUAUCAGAGAGAUCCAUAGGAGAGUCGAAGAGGAAGAGAUAAAGCGCCAGAGAGUUGAGAAGCUGGAGAAUGAAGUUAAGACCAGCCAGGACAAAUUUGAUGAAAUCACCGCCAAGUGGGAAGAAGGCAAACAGAAGAGAAUUCCCCAAGAUCUGUGGGAAGUGCUCAACACGCAGCAGCUACACUGUGCUGGACUGAUAGAAGACAAGAACAAGCUUAUCAGUGAGCUACAGCAGGAGUUAAAAACAAAGGAUGAUCAGUAUGUGAAGGAUCUGAAGAAACAAUCAGAUGACAUCUGUCUGCUUCUGGGGAGGAUGGAAGAACAAGUGAAGAAUGUAAUGAAAACUUUUCGUCAGGAGCUCCACCACAUUGAGAAAGCAUUUGAGGUGGAACGUCAAGAGCUACUGACCAGUAAUAAGAAGAAAUGGGAGUGGGCCCUGCAGACUCACAAUGCCAAGGAGCUGGAGUAUCUUAUCAACCGCAUUAAGAAAGUGGAAGAAUAUGAGAAGCAGCUGAACAAGCAGAGGAUCUGGGACUGCGAAGAGUACAACACCAUCAAGAUCAAGCUGGAGCAGGAUGUGCAGAUUCUUGAGCAACAGCUUCAGCAGAUGAAAGCAAUUUAUCAGCUAAACCAAGAGAAGUUGGAGUACAACUUCCAGGUGCUGAAGAAGCGAGAUGAAGAAAGCACGGUGAUUAAAUCCCAGCAGAAGAGAAAGAUCAAUCGCCUGCAUGAUGUACUUAACAAUCUGAGAUCAAAAUACGCCAAGCAGAUAAAGCAGUUUCAGGAGGAAAACCAGUCCCUAACCUCAGACUACAAACGUCUCGUGAUGCAAUUCAAGGAGCUUCAGAAAGCCAUGAGGCAUUUUGCUCUUAUUGAUGACAAGAAACUUCGGGACGUUUGGCUGAUGAAUGAAGAGGAAGCGAAGGAGCUAAUCGGCAGAGCCUUUGCUGUGGACAGGGUCAUCCAUACCCACCAUCUGGGGCUCCCCUGGAUGGCGCCGGACUUCUGGUUCCUGAAGAAUGUGGGACCCAUUUCUCAGCAGCAGAAGUCUGCCACACAAAUAGUAGAAGAAGUGCUGAUGCAAACAGAAGAGGAGGAGGCAGAAGAGACCACCUCAGAAGCAGAGACUUACCUGGACCUGCCAAAGCGAGUUUCCCCAAAAACUACCAGAAAGAUACUGAUGCUUCUUUGUGAUGAGUCGGGUUUCCUCAUAGAGAGCAAGCUGCUGAGCCUUCUCCUCCCCCUGGAGAAGAGUGAAGGCUAUCUGCUGAGGCUGGAUACCAUCUUCUCGGCCCUGGGAAUUGAAAGUGAGGAUGACUUGUAUAAACUGGUGAACUUCUUCCUCAAAUACCGAGCUCAUCAUUUAUCCUCUGGCCAGCAUCUUUCCCAGAUCAAGCCCUGUACUCAAGCCAACAUGGAGCAGACAAGCAUGGUGUCAGAAUCGCCCCUGGCAGAGCAGACAGUGAUGGAAGGAGAAAAGGAGGAAAGCCUCGUGGAGGGGAAGCAGAAGGAAGAGACGGAGCCCCAGCCCUCUCCCAGGCUCAUCCACCCCAAUGAUGUCCCCAAGAUUCUGGAGGCCUUUGUCAUGGGUCUGAAGAAACCCAGGGACCCACAGGCACCGCUGAGAGUGUGGAAGGACGUGCGCAGUGACUCCAAGGACUCCGAGUACUGGCAGGCCCUGACCACGGUUAUCCCUCCUGCCAAGCAGGGUCUCUGGGAUGCUCUCUACACUGCCCUGGAGAAAUACCACCUUGUCCUGACCCAGAGGGCCAAGCUGCUGAAGGAAAAUAGUUCUCUGGAGCAGCAGAACACGGAGCUCCAGAUGCUGUUGCAGCAGUACCUUGACUCCAAGAUAAACUCUGAACUGCAAGUUCCACCGAUUCAGGUGUUGCAAGUACCCAAAAAUAGAGCUGGACCCCAAAAGGCCACCAUGUGAAGGCUGGCGCUGAAGCUGGUGUUCGUGCUGGUGCAUCCACCCUGGGACUGCACCUGGGCCCACUCUGGAUUUCCCAGAGCUGUCUUUAUAGCCUGUGAAAAUCAGGAGCAAGAGGAGUUACCUGUGUCCUGCAGCUCUGAUUAAAGCCUUUUAAAUGUU